Messenger RNA from Gorilla gorilla gorilla (western lowland gorilla), 3189 nucleotides. It is a transcript of the gene BEST3, whose product is annotated as bestrophin 3. The transcript has 8 exons. The coding region runs from base 202 to 1890 and encodes 562 amino acids. Gene Ontology annotation, molecular function: chloride channel activity. Lineage: Eukaryota; Metazoa; Chordata; Mammalia; Primates; Hominidae. The record is from RefSeq and is a predicted model, not a curated record.
AGCAAAUCUGACUGUGCACGAGCGAAGGGUGACACCGGGCGUGCAGCACCGACCUGAAGGCACCUCUUCAGGGGGAGCCCGAAAUUUGAAGAUUCUCUUUCCUGUCGGAGACUACAAACCAAAUAAAUAGGGUUUUAUGUUACUCUGGUAGUGAACCGAUGGUGGAACCAGUUUGUGAAUUUGCCCUGGCCAGACAGGCUAAUGUUCCUCAUCUCCAGCAGUGUUCACGGAAGCGACGAGCACGGGCGCCUGCUUAGAAGGACGCUGAUGCGCUACGUCAAUCUCACCUCCCUGCUCAUCUUUCGCUCGGUGAGCACUGCUGUGUACAAAAGAUUUCCCACAAUGGACCACGUGGUUGAAGCAGGUUUUAUGACAACAGAUGAAAGGAAAUUAUUCAACCACCUCAAGUCUCCUCAUCUGAAAUAUUGGGUUCCAUUCAUCUGGUUUGGAAAUCUUGCAACUAAAGCCCGGAAUGAAGGUAGAAUCAGAGACAGUGUUGAUCUGCAAUCAUUGAUGACUGAAAUGAAUCGAUACCGCUCUUGGUGCAGCCUCUUAUUCGGUUAUGACUGGGUUGGGAUUCCGCUGGUUUACACCCAGGUUGUCACUCUUGCUGUCUACACCUUCUUCUUUGCGUGCCUGAUUGGACGCCAGUUUUUGGAUCCCACCAAAGGCUACGCAGGGCAUGACUUGGAUCUUUACAUUCCCAUCUUCACCCUCCUACAAUUCUUCUUCUAUGCAGGAUGGCUUAAGGUAGCAGAGCAGCUUAUCAACCCUUUUGGAGAAGACGAUGAUGAUUUUGAAACUAACUGGUGCAUUGACAGAAAUUUGCAGGUCUCUCUUUUAGCUGUGGACGAAAUGCACAUGAGCUUACCCAAGAUGAAGAAGGACAUUUACUGGGACGAUUCUGCUGCUCGCCCACCAUACACAUUGGCAGCUGCUGACUACUGCAUACCCUCAUUUCUGGGGUCAACAGUCCAGAUGGGGCUGUCUGGGUCCGACUUUCCUGAUGAGGAGUGGCUGUGGGAUUAUGAGAAGCAUGGCCAUCGGCAUUCCAUGAUAAGAAGAGUCAAGCGGUUCCUGAGUGCCCACGAACACCCCUCCAGCCCCAGAAGAAGAAGCUACAGGAGGCAGACUAGUGACAGCUCCAUGUUCUUACCCCGAGAUGACCUCAGCCCAGCCAGGGACCUACUGGAUGUGCCCUCAAGAAACCCCCCCAGGGCCUCACCCACCUGGAAGAAAUCCUGCUUCCAAGAAGGAAGCCCCACGCUGCACUUCAGCAUGGGAGAGCUGUCCACCAUCAGGGAGACCAGCCAGACAAGCACUUUACAGAGCCUGACCCCACAGUCCAGUGUGAGAACUUCCCCCAUCAAAAUGCCACUGGUACCUGAGGUAUUGAUCACAGCGGCCGAAGCACCAGUGCCCACAUUAGGCGGCUACCACCAUGACUCCGCUACCUCCAUCUUGAGCUCUGAGUUUACAGGGGUUCAGCCAAGCAAGACUGAGCAGCAGCAGGGCCCCAUGGGAUCCAUCCUGUCUCCCUCAGAGAAGGAGACACCUCCUGGAGGCCCCAGUCCCCAGACUGUUUCAGCCAGCGCUGAGGAAAAUAUAUUCAACUGUGAAGAAGACCCUGGUGAUACCUUUCUAAAAAGGUGGAGUCUUCCGGGAUUCCUGGAGUCCAGCCCCACUUCCUUGGGAAACCUAAGUCCAGACCCCAUGAGCUCUCAGCCAGCUCUUUUAAUUGACACAGAAACAUCCUCAGAGAUCAGUGGGAUCAACAUUGUGGCUGGCUCUCGAGUCUCUCCUGAUAUGCUGUAUUUAAUGGAAAACCUGGACACCAAGGAAACAGAUAUCAUAGAGCUGAACAAGGAAACUGAGGAAUCACCCAAAUGAGUGCCGCAAAGUUCUAGGACCUGGUUCUAGCCUAGAUUCUUACCUCCCCAAAAGCAGCAUAUUAGGCCCAGGACAUACCUGAAGGCUGGUCGACUUUUUAAAAACAUGAUCACACUGUAUAAGCUACUUAGAACUUUGAAGGGCAUUAUGAUCCUGACUUUUUGAGAGCUGUGAAAAAUCAAACGCAUUCACGUCGUCCAUCACAACAUGGCUUUCAUCGGAAGUUACACAGACCACAGUGACUUAGCCAAAUAAGUCUUAACCAAAAAAAAGGAAUCUGAAAAACAUACAUGACUUAUAAAUUCAUAGAUUAUUAGUUGUGGAAAGAGUCUCAUAGAUCAUAGUCCAAUCCCCUAGACCCAAAGGCCCAGACACACAGGGUUCUCUAUUUCUCUUCUUUUUUCUCUUUCUUUUUUUCUUUAGCCAUAAAGAAAGGAGAUGGAUCACCUAAUGCCUGAAAGACCCCCUCCUUCCUAACUUUUUUGUUUGAGGCUUUCUAACCAUCUCAUUCCUACUUUUAUAACGAUUAUUGUUAUUAUCACUUCCUGAUUCUUAAGCUUCCUCAGCACCAGAACACUUAAUUCUCUUCAAUUUCCUUUUUUACUUUUCUCUCUUUCCCCUUUAUUCUGUCAUCCUUUUUUUCCCUUCCCUUCUUUCUGGUUGUGCUGCUUUUCUAGUAAUCUGUCCCAUUUUUCAGGUUAUAAUAUUUCCUCUUGCCAAAUCUGUUGCUUAUGUCUUGCCAUGAAUUUCAAAAUAUAAGACAUUGUCAGAGCCUCCUACAGAAUCAUCAAAAGUGUCAACAAAUCCAGCCUGAUACCCUUCCAGUCUCACUUCCAGUGGAAGGCAUAUAGGAGUGAUGGUUCCCCCCAUGUCCUUGCAGCCAUUGACAUUUCUUUCUGCUUCCACUAUUUGGUCUUGGGCACUGGAGAAAAAGGAAGCCAAGAGAAUAUGAAAUUUGCAUAGCCAAAUGCUAUGGAACCAAAGAAUAAGAUGACUCACAUCUGUUUAACUUGAACUCUUAUGCAAAAAUCCUAAUCGUGUCGCAACACGGGACCAGUUACUGUGUCUAUCGGGUCAUUUGGGAAUGAGGUAGGAUACUGGAGCUGGGAGGCUAAUGGGGUCCAGAGCUGCAUAAUGGGGAUCGGAUGUUGGUACUCCUCCCAGGGACCUCUCAGGACGGCUGUUUGUCGUGGGCUCCCAAGUGCCUAGGCCAUGCCUUACAACUGCUGCACUUACCAUUUGUCAUAUGAUGGCACUUGACUACAUAUGGCUUUAAAAAUAAAAUAACCCUCAAAACUA